Molecule: messenger RNA, 690 nt
Organism: Alligator sinensis (Chinese alligator)
Lineage: Eukaryota; Metazoa; Chordata; Crocodylia; Alligatoridae
Gene: VPS37C
Product: VPS37C, ESCRT-I subunit
Exons: 4
Coding region: 44-394 (116 amino acids)
Biological process (GO): protein targeting to membrane; protein targeting to vacuole; ubiquitin-dependent protein catabolic process via the multivesicular body sorting pathway
Cellular component (GO): ESCRT I complex
Source: RefSeq, a predicted model, not a curated record
GCUUCCUGUCUCCAUCCUUAGGAAGUUACAUUCCUCAGAGAGAAUGGAAUCACUAAGGGAUCGGUCUGUGGAAGAGCUCCAGGUGCUGCAGGAGAAUUCAGAGGAGACAGAGCGUCUGGCAUUGGAGUCGCAUGAGGUCCAGGAACUUCAACUGGAAAGGGAAAUGGCCCUUGCCACAAACCGGAGCUUGGCAGAGCAGAAUCUGGAGUUCCAGCAGCCCCUGGAAACUGGACGUGCAAACCUUUCCGACAGCUACCAAGAACUGCAGAAGCUGACUGAAAGGUGCCAAGAAAAAAAGGCACAACUGGAUAAAUUCUCGGCAACAAUGCAGCCUCAGAUUUUAUUAGAUCUUCUCCAGGUAGAGAGCCAGAAAAUCGAAGAGGAGUCUGAGUGAACUGCAGGAAGGGGAGCAUAGACUGGAUAAAGAAGAAUCCAGUAUUCCUCACACCCCCUUCCCUUCAAUAUUGACCUGAGGAAACACUGGGCACCAACAGAGAAACUGAAAGAUUCUUAAUGUAAAUGGGUUUUUCUUUGCUCAGCACUUUAUCUACCACAUUCUGCUUGGGUGCCUGUAAGUUAUUUAUAAAGAUAGAUCACUAAUGGACUAGUCCAGGUUGAAUGCUCUUGGAAUUUGAUGGACACAGUUCCAUACUUGUGAUUAAUUAUGGUAAUAAAACUUGAUGAAUUGCA